AUGCAGUGCACGUCAUUGAACAACAAAACCCCCAUGAUUGACCUCAGGUCUGAGCAUUCAGACGAACAUCAUUGCGUACACCCACCCAUCCCGGCUCAAAUUCAAUCACGUCAAGCGGGCGUUGUGAUCGUCCACGGUCGCAAGUGUUUGAUAGGCGGGCAGCGUGUGACGGAGGAUGUCGCACACGUGACUGCGAGCCCCAUCCGGAGGCGGACUAGUGGCUUAGCAUUGGAUUGGCGUGUUUCAAGCCGGGCUGAACCCCUCCACCGCCGUCCCCAUUGGUUUGACUUAGCGCGCGCCCUCUUUUGGCUGCGUGUUUCAGCUGCAGUGGCCGAUGGCGAGAAAUUCGGACUCUCUUUCGUUGCGGCGGAGUACUAA
Messenger RNA from Aspergillus niger, 378 nucleotides. RefSeq lists its product as hypothetical. The transcript has 3 exons. Lineage: Eukaryota; Fungi; Ascomycota; Eurotiomycetes; Eurotiales; Aspergillaceae. The coding region runs from base 1 to 378 and encodes 125 amino acids. The record is from RefSeq and is a predicted model, not a curated record.